Closterium sp. Yama58-4 is the source of this 5946-nucleotide messenger RNA. The record is from the annotation of a GenBank genome assembly. Lineage: Eukaryota; Viridiplantae; Streptophyta; Zygnematophyceae; Desmidiales; Closteriaceae.
AUGGCUAGCCCUCCUGUGCUAGCUUUCGAUGCUGAGGGACGUCCAGUGAAGUUUGACACCUGGCUAGAUGACCUGCACCUCUUCCUACAGCUCACUGCCAAGGAGGACAUCUCACUGUACGAUCACGCCCUAGGCCAUGCCACUGCACCUGCUACUACUGCUGACAGCUCUACCCGCUCACAGUGGCAGACUCGUGACGCCCACGCUCGCUUUGCUAUUCGCAACUCCCUGCCGAUAGAUGAGCGCGAGCACUUUGGCCAGCACAAGACUGCACAGGAACUGUACAAAGCUGUCGUUGCCCGCUACUCCUCACCUGCCUCUGCCGCACUAGGCCGUCUCUCGCUUCCCUACCUGUUCCCCGACCUGUCCUCUUUCCACACAGUCGCUGACCUCAUCACGCACCUCCGCACUAGUGAGGCUCGCUUCCGCGCCGCUAUGCCUGAUGAGUUCCUUGCCAAGAACCCCCCCCCGCUCUGGCUCACUCUCUACCACCUAGUCACCCGCCUCCCUGACUCUCUGCGUGCAGUCAGGGAUUCCUUCCUAGCUCGCUGCCCUACUGAGCUCACCAUUGCCCUCCUCGAGAAGGAACUACUUGCAGCUGAGGCUAGCAUAGUCGCUGUAGGUGCCUCUCGUGGCGACCCUCGCACCCCGUUCUUUGAGGGGUGUUCUCCUUCCCCCCUUCUUCCCUCUGUCGCCUCUGCUGCUGCUGUCGACCUCCUUGGUGCUGAGAAGGUCGGGACUGCGUCUACUUCGAGCGGACGCCGCAGCGGCAAGGGCAAAGGGGGCAAGGGAGGCGGAGGUGACGGCGGGGGAGGAGGAGGUGGGGGCGGUGGCGGCGGUGGGGGUGGUGGCGGGGCUGGAGCGGCGGGGGAGGUGGCAGGGGCGGGGGCGGUGGUGGGGGUGGCGGUGGACGCGGCAGCGGCAGGGGUUGGGGUGGUCGAGGAGAUGGGGGCGAAGGUGGUGGUCGUGGAGGCGCUAGCGGUGGCCAGAGCCAGCAGCCCACUCCGUCGCCCCAGGAAGUCCGUGAGUGGUACGCUCAGCACGGGGGGGGGGGGGGGGGGUGGCUUUACCUGCACGUAUGUCAUUCGCACUGGUGACCGCACUGGUCAGCCGUGUGGGGGACCACACGCUACGCAGCGCUGCUUCGCUCGCCUCAACGACGCUUGGCGUGUUCAGUUCCCUCAGGCCACUGAGCUGCCCCGCUGGGUUGAUCUCCUGAAGAAGGGGAUUGAUAUCUAUGCUCUAGACUUUGAUGCUAUUCUCACUGCCAUGUAUGUGAUGUCUACUAGUGGAGAGGGUGCUGAGUACCUGUGUGUUCCGCCCGACCCGGGCAUUAGGACCAGUGCGUCUGCCGCUUCAGGUCCUCGCGUGUCUGCUACCUCAGGUGCUGGUGAGGCUGCUGCUCUAGGUGCUUGUGCGUCUGCGCCCCCUGGUACUGAGUCGACUGAGGCACUACACACCUUCACACUGGACUCAGGUGCUUCUCGCUGCUUCUUUCGUGACCGCACUGUCCUUGAGCCGCUUGCUCGGCCAGUUGCUGUCUCCCUUGCUGACCCCUCUGGGGGCCCGGUAGUUGCGACCCCCUCGACUGUCCUUCCUUGUCCUGCGGUCCCGUCCGGCACACUGUCAGGUCUCCACCUCCCCUCGUUCUCUACGAACCUGGUGGCAGGGUGUGCGCUCCAGGACGCGGGUGUUCACCAGUUCACCCCUGCCUACGAGCGCGUGACACACUGCACGUGUGCUCGUACGGGCCGCCACUUGGCUACCUUCACUAGGCAGCCGGGGUCGGACCUGUACACACUGACCACUGAGUCCCCUCAGGUCGCUGCGUCUGCGUCAGGUCAGCUGUCGGCCCCCUGCUCGUGUCGCUCUCUGGCGCACGAGACUGUCCUCUGGCACCACCGACUUGGCCACCCGUCUGUGCAGCGCCUUCGUGCCAUGCACAAACGGGACCUUGUUGCUGGUCUUCCCAGGGUCCUCCCUCCCCUCCCACCCUCGCCUGCUCCUCCCUGUCUUCCCUGUGUCGAGGGGCGGCAGCGCGCCGCUCCUCACUCCUCGUUUCCCCCGACGACUGCUCCCUUGCAGACGCUCCACAUGGACGUGUGGGGCCCAACCCGCGUCCGUGGUCAGGGCCAGGAGAGGUACUUCCUGAUUGUUGUUGACGACUACUCGCGCUACACCACGGUCUUCCCCUUGCGCACCAAGGGUGAGGUCCCUGAUGUUUUGAUCCCUUGGAUCCGCAGAGCUCGUCUCCAGCUCAGCGAGCGUUUCCACUCGGACUUUCCUGUCCUGCGCUUGCACUCUGACAGAGGUGGUGAGUUCUCCUCCGACCUCUUGGCAGCCUACUGUGCUGAGCACGGCAUUGAGCAGUCGUUCACGCUUCCGGACUCUCCACAGCAGAAUGGGGUUGCGGAGCGCCGCAUUGGCCUAGUCAUGGAGGUCGCUCGUACCUCCCUGAUCCAUGCGGCUGCCCCCCACUUUCUGUGGCCGUUUGCGGUCCGGUACGCUGCGCAUCAGCUCAACCUCUGGCCCCGUGUCUCCUUGCCGGAGACCUCGCCCACGCUGCUGUGGACGGGGGAGGUUGGCGAUGCGUCGCGUUUCCGGGUCUGGGGAUCUCGAGCUUUUGUCCGCGAUACGUCCGCGGACAAGCUCUCCACCCGCGCUGUUCCCUGUGUCUUCCUUGGCUUUGUCCCUGACGCGUCUGGUUGGCAGUUUUACCACGCCACCUCGCGCCGUGUCCUGUCCUCUCAGGACGUCACUUUUGACGAGUCUGUCCCCUACUACCACCUCUUCCCCUACCGCACUGCCCCGCUCCCCCCCCCGCCUCUCUUCCUCGCGCCAGGUGCUGCUGUGGUAGACCCCCUCCCCCCUCAGGGUGCCGCUCCCUCAGGUGUGUCCCAGGUAGACCCGGUUGAGCCUGUUGAGGUAGCUGUUGACUCUCGUCCUGCUGGGGGUGCGGAGCCUGGGGGUGCUGAGCCUGGGGGUGCGGAGUCUGGGGGUGCUGAGCCUGGGGGUGCGGAGUCUGGGGGUGCUGAGCCUGGGGGUGCGGAGUCUGGGGGUGCGGAGUCUGGGGGUGCUGAGCCUGGAGUCCUACACCUGGAGGAGCUCUCUCCUCGGAGCAGCUGCGUGAGUGGUACUCAGAGUACUACUGAGACUAGUGCUGGUGCCUCCCCUCCUCAGCGGGAGCUGCCCUCUCUUGAGCGGAUCCGUGAGUGGUACGAGCGGCGCUGCACUCUCCGGAGUGGCGCGCCUGGUGUCGCGGACCCUGGUGCUGGAGGUGCUGCUGCUGGUGCUGGAGGCUCUCCUGGUGCUGCUGGUGCUGCGGACCCUGGAGUUGGAGCUGCUGCUGGUGCUGCGGACCCUGGAGUUGGAGCUGCUGCUAGUCCUGAGGACCCUGGUGCUGGAGCUCCUGCUGGUGCUGCGGACCCUGGAGUUGGAGCUGCUGCUGGUGCUGCGGACCCUGGAGUUGGAGCUGCUACUGGUGCUGAGGACCCGGACGUUGGAGCUACUGCUGGUGCUGCGGACCCUGGAGUUGGAGCUGCUGCUGGUGCUGCGGACCCUGACGUUGGGGCUACUUCUGGUGCUGAGGACCCUGGAGCUGGCGCUGCUGGAGCUGCUGCGGGUACUGGUGGUGUCUCUACUGGUUCUGGAGUCGCUGCGCGGCCCCGGCCGUACUUCGUUCCGCUCCUUCAGCAGGUUCUUGGUCAGCCUCCUCCUCCUUGUCCUGCUCCCUCCUUAGAGUGUCCACCGCCUGUCCAGUCACAGUCACAGUUACCGCCUGCCUCGCUGCUCCCUGGUCCUUCUCCUUACACUGGUCCCACAGGAGGUCUUACGGAGCGUCGUGAGCCUGAGUCUCGUCCUGUGUCGCCUGCGUCUCGCUCUGCGUCGCCUGUUCGUGCUGCUCGCACUGGUCGUCGUGUCCCGCGUGAGCGUCCUCCUCCUGUCCCUGGCACUCACUACAUGACUCUGCGUCCCUCCACUGCUCCUCAGCGUGUCCCUCUGCCGUCUCCUCCUGCGUCCUCUCUUCCUACUCUUCCUGACCCGGAGUCUGACUCCCUUCGUGCUGCCCGUCCUACUGUCACGCGUCUCCUCGCUACUGUUGUUACUGACCCUACCUUUGAGUCCUCUGCUGCGUCUGCUCUCGUCGCUGAGUUAGUUGACUUUGCUGCCGCUUGUCGUCUAGACUACGCCGCUUGCCUAGUUGCUGAGUCUGAGUCUAUCUGUCCUCCGUCCGUCGGGGGUGAGUGUGCUCUUGGCACGGACGUCCUUGAGAACAGGCAGGAGGAGUUCCAGUGCUUUGCUGCUGCUUUGCCUCAUCUCGUGUCCAUGCUAGUUGCCCCUGAGGGAGACCCGGAUGCACCAGACAUCCCGACCCCGCGCUCUUACGCAGAGGCGAUAGCGGGUCCCUACUCCUCUCAGUGGCAGACAGCCAUGGACGCAGAGAUGGCUUCCUGGAAGUCCACAGGCACCUACGUCGAUGCAGUUCCCCCACCAGGGGCGAACAUCGUCAGUGGCAUGUGGAUUUUCAGGGUGAAGCGGCCGCCGGGUUCUCCGCCUGUCUUCAAGGCGCGUUACGUUGCUCGAGGCUUCAGUCAGCGUGAGGGAGUCGACUUCUUCCAGACCUUCUCCCCCACCCCGAAGAUGACCACUCUUCGGGUGCUGCUGCACAUAGCCGCUCAGCGCGACUACGAGCUUCACUCUCUUGACUUCAGCACUGCUUUCUUGCAGGGUAGCCUACACGAGGAGAUCUGGCUGCGCCGCCCUCCUGGCUUCACUGGGUCGUUUCCUCCUGGUACCCAGUGGAGCCUCCGGCGGCCGGUCUACGGUCUCCGCCAGGCACCACGUGAGUGGCACGACACACUGAGGACGACACUUGCGGCACUUGGGUUCGCGCCUUCGAUUGCUGACCCGUCGCUGUUUCUGCGCACAGACACUUCGCUGCCGCCGUUCUACAUCCUCGUGUACGUCGACGACUUGGUCUUUGCCACUGCUGACACUGAGGCUCUCGCCCACGUGAAGUCGGAGCUGCAGAAGAGACACACGUGCACAGACCUGGGUGAACUGACAAGCUAUCUUGGCUUGCGGAUCACCCGGGACAGAGCACGGCGCACCAUUACCUUGACUCAGUCACACAUGGUGCAGCAGGUCCUUCAGCGCUUCGGCUUCACGUACUCCUCGCCUCAGUCCACUCCUCUGCCUACCGGUCACUCGCUCUCAGCUCUGCCUUCGGAUGAGUCCGUAGAGCCGAGUGGCCCGUAUCCAGAGCUUGUGGGCUGCCUCAUGUACCUGAUGACCUGCACUCGACCUGACCUUGCAUACCCUCUUAGCAUCCUUGCACGCUAUGUCGCUCCUGGCCGUCACCGGAAGGAGCACAUGGAGGCCGCUAAGAGGGUGUUGCGCUACUUGUGCAGUACGUCGGGCAUGGGGCUAGUGCUUGGAGGGCGAGACCGAGUUGUUCUCACUGGGCACUCAGACGCUUCUUGGGCGGACGACCAGGCCACUCAGCGGUCGUCUCAGGGUUACACCUUCAGCCUUGGCUCUGGUUCAGUUUCUUGGCGUUCUACACGUUCUUCUUCAGUUCUCAGCUCCAGUUGUGAGGCUGAGAUCUACGCCACAGCCAUGGCAGCCCAAGAGCUACGCUGGCUCACCUACCUGCUGACCGACUUGGGAGAGCGGCCUCGUUCUCCUCCAGUGCUGUACGUCGACAACAAGGCUUCCAUUGCCUUGUGUGAGGAGCACAGACUGGAGCACAGAACGAAGCACAUCGCUCUGCGGUACUUUCUGGCUCGAGAGCUGCAGCAGCGUGGUCAGCUUUGUCUGCGUUACGUGGCCACUCAGGCCAACACUGCUGACGUGUUCACCAAGGCGCUUCAGCCUUGUGACCAUCAGCGCUUCUGUACUCUUCUAGGCCUUGUGCCUACUGGACCUCACUUGCUUACUUCUUGA